UGUCGCUGCAGAUGUGGAGUGGUAGUUGCUUUACCGUCGCGCUGCUAAAGCGUCGCCGAUUCGCUGUCACAGUACCUGUAUCGAAUUUGCAUUUUAAAAGUCAAGCGUUCCAUGGAAAUGAAGUCAACCAGCCAGGUAAAAAGAGCGACGGCCGCGUCUAGCGAUGAAUCACCGGCAUCGGCAUCGGCUGAGACAGCCGCUGCAUACAUGCGACAAUUUAAAAAUAUUAUAGCACCGGGAAAUGAGGCAUCUAUGACCCGGGAGUUCAAGCCACAAGUGGCCUAUGAGUUUGAACGCUACCUAAAUCCCCAAAAGCUCAAACAGCAUGUGCUACGCAGUGAAAAGCUGCGUUCAUUGCUGGAACACUAUGCGAGACAGACGGAGCAGCCGAUCAAGCAGCUAGAGCAGCAAGCACGUGCGAUUAUCGAUGAGAUCGGACUGGAUCGAAAUAUGGCCAUAAUACGUUGGUGUGGCAUUGCGAUAACAGCAAUAGGUAAACGCAUCUGUGAUGGGUUUUAUGUCAAUUCGGCCAGUAUGGCCAAUGUGCGGAAGGAUAUGGGUCAGUGUCCGGUGCUGUAUUUGCCCAGCCAUCGCAGCUAUAUGGAUUUCAUACUGAUGAGCUAUAUAUGUUAUUACUAUGAUAUCGAAAUACCAGGAAUAGCAGCCGGAAUGGAUUUUCACUCCAUGUUCGGCAUGGGCACAAUGCUGCGGAAGACGGGCGCCUUCUUCAUGCGUCGCAGCUUCUCCAACGAUGAGCUUUACUGGGACAUCUUUCGCGAGUAUAUGUACGCCCUGGUCGCCAAUUAUCACAUUGGCGUAGAGUUCUUUAUAGAGGGCACACGGUCCCGAAAUUUUAAAGCUUUGGUGCCCAAGGUGGGUCUGUUGUCAAUGGCUUUGUUGCCUUAUUUUACGGGCGAGGUGCCGGAUGUGAUGAUUGUGCCUGUUAGCGUGGCUUAUGAACGUGUACUAGAGGAGCAGCUGUUUGUCUAUGAACUGCUGGGCGUGCCCAAACCCAAGGAGUCUACCAAGGGUUUCUUCAAGGCUCUGAAAAUCAUCGACGAACGAUUUGGCAAAAUGUUUCUGGACUUCGGUGCCCCAAUUUCAGUGCGUGAAUUCUUUGGCCAUGAUAGCACGCAGCGCAUGCAACGCUCCGGACUUGGUGGAUCCCUGCAGAAGCUCAAUCGUCAGGAGAUCGAGUUGGUGAAACAGCUGGCUAACGAGAUAAUCUACCAGCAACAACGACGCAUUGUCAUCACCACAUUUAAUUUGCUAAGUCUAUAUUAUGCCAGCAAGCUAUAUGGACAGUGCAGCGUCAAUCUGGAUGAACUCUCCCGAGGUAUUCUUCAUUUAAAGCGAAUAUUUGAGAAGCUUGGCGCUCAUGUCAGCACCAGCACGAACAGCAUCAAGGCGGACGUCAUUGAUGCUAUCGAAAUUCAUAGCAACAUUUUGCAAUUUCGUGUAGCCAAACUUCAAUUCACGCCAGUAGCUGCAGAGCAGCUGGCGGCACAGAUCGAUGUCAAACGGCUGAAGGCCCAUGCAUUGUGUCCACAAACGAUGGCGGUAGCUGUGCCGAUGCUUGCGCUGCAACUCUACAUAAAUCCGUGCCUGUUUUGGCUGGCUCGACCCGCCUAUCUGCUGCUUGCAGCGCUCAAGGAGCAGCGGCGUCAGCAGCAACUGGACAACAUGAGCACGUACCAAGAGACACGAGCUGCACUGCACAAUCAUGUGAGCAGCAUGGAUGCACUGUUUCAGCAUGAGUUCAUCGUCGAAUCGAAUCGCGAGGCGGUCGAGUUUGAAACGCAUUUGCAGUUGCUGAUUGAGGAGCGUGCUGUGCAGCUACACGAACACACGGGCAGAAUUAGUGUACAGGAUAAUGAAUGCACCAGGGUCAUACUGGCUGCACUGGCUCCAUUUCUCUGUCUCUAUUAUCAACUGGCGGUGACGCUGCGACAGAUGUCUGGCGAAUUCAACUCGAAGGAUCUGUUGGUUCGCGUGCAAGAGCAUGUGGAACAGCUGCUGCAGCAACCAGGCGGCACCGCCUCACAUGUCCAUCCCUAUUGUCUGGCCCUGGACAAUCUGAACAUUGCCAUCUAUGCACUAAUACAGUCCGGUUAUCUGCAUAAGUCCCGAGAAACGGGCCUGAUGAGCAUCGCUGCAGCAACACCGAUGAAGUGCCUCAGACAACUAGAGCUGCAGCUGCUGGAGUAUUGCCAGCUAAUGCCAUUUACCCAAUACUCGAUGGCUGCCAACGAGCAGGCGCAAUCGCAUAUGGCCAAAUUAUAACUGACAAAUGGCAAGCGGUUGGCGACUGCCUCCACGCCGCUGCCUACAACGAUGUCCUUGACCCAGGAUCAUAGUACAAUAUCACAAUUCAUUCAAUCCAUUGUCGGCCUGCUCAAGAAUUGUCGCAUCAUCUGCAUACUCUUAGUUUUUGUGCUCGUCGCACCCAUUUGGCAAUUUCUACUGUGGCUGUUAGCAACUUUCUGCUCAGUCGCGUAGUCAGUGUACUCAAGUGUGUGUGUGUAUGUAAGUAAGAGUGCGAGUGUGCGUGUGUGGAAAAUAUAUGGGAAUAUAGCAUUUGUGUAUACGAGGGUAUUUUGUUUAGUCCUUUAAGCAUUUAUUAUAAUUCAUAAUGUUUAGUUUUAAAUUGUUGCCAUACAAAAAAUGAUUUACUGCUUACAUUGUCCAAGGAAGACAUGGUUUUUUCAUAAAGCUAGAGAUCCCAACGAGAGCAAACAUUUAAUUAUGCACGGAGAUCCAUUCAAAGUUUAUGUAUUAGUUCCUAACUUCCCUUUUAUUUUAACAACCAUUUAACUAAUUUGUAGACUUCGAUGCAUUCCUCGUACACCUUUGUAAAUGAAUUUAUUGUAUGUUAAUGUUAUGUUAUAUGUUUCAUUUGUGUAGUUUUAAGUUAUUUACAUGUAUGUUUAUAUCUAAUAGCCGGGUUUUCUACUUUAAGCAACCAAAUGUUCAACUAAUGUAAAGUUAUGUCAAUGUUUGUGUUUGUCGUUGCAUCCAAUUAGCUUAUUAUAAUUCAAGUCAAGUCAUUUAAGCUAAGUUUAACAAUGUGAGCUUAACCUUAAAUGCAAUGUUAGCAAGAGCAUGAACUGUUAUUUAACAUGUGAUUUUUAUUGCUAACAGAACAUAUAUAUGUUACUAACAACGCACUAAAAUCUUGCUAUACUCAGCACUACAUAGCUAUGUUAACAGCGAUUUUAAUGUUCGCUUUAGUCCUAAUAUUGAUGCGAUUAUCUGGCACCUGACAGCUUAGCAUAAUUUUUAAUUGAAAUCUUAACUAUGUUAAUGAUGGCUGCCGCAUGGUGUAACAGUUGGUUAUAUAGUUUUGAUAACAGUUUUUGACAGGUCUAACACACAUAGAAAAUUUUACUUAAGAUAAGUUCCAUUUAUUAUAUGCACAAAGGUAUACAACCAUUAUAAAACAUAUAAGCUGUUUAUUUUGUCAGUUAUUUAUUCAAUGGAGAAGUAUUUAUAAUUUGCCAUGGCCUCUCC
Molecule: messenger RNA, 3510 nt
Organism: Drosophila hydei
Lineage: Eukaryota; Metazoa; Arthropoda; Insecta; Diptera; Drosophilidae
Gene: Dhap-at
Product: dihydroxyacetone phosphate acyltransferase
Exons: 4
Coding region: 112-2283 (723 amino acids)
Biological process (GO): ether lipid biosynthetic process
Cellular component (GO): peroxisome; mitochondrial membrane; peroxisomal membrane
Molecular function (GO): glycerone-phosphate O-acyltransferase activity
Source: RefSeq, a predicted model, not a curated record